Messenger RNA from Saccostrea cuccullata (small rock oyster), 1344 nucleotides. Its product is annotated as glyoxylate/hydroxypyruvate reductase A-like. Bases 62 to 1087 code for a protein of 341 amino acids. Gene Ontology annotation, molecular function: NAD binding. The transcript is spliced from 10 exons. The record is from RefSeq and is a predicted model, not a curated record. Lineage: Eukaryota; Metazoa; Mollusca; Bivalvia; Ostreida; Ostreidae.
AUAACCGGUUGUUGAAAUCAUUUUUCUUUGUCUGUGAGUGUGACAAAUUGCAUAUAAAAAUAUGGACAAGGAUCUCCUCCCAAACACCACGAAACAUACUCUAUGUAUUGUGACGCCAUUCACGAGGUUGCCCAGAGUUAUACAGGAACAACUUCCGUCCCUUAAGAUUGUAAACUUUCCGCUGUCUGGAGUUGUUCACAUGCCACCCAACAUGGAUAAAUUGAUAGAUGUUGUGAAAGAAAGCGAGGCUGAUAUAAUUUUAACUUGGCCACAUAUUGUUGUUAAACUUCUACAAAGUGGAAAAUGUACAAACAUAAAAUGGUUUCAAGGCUGUAGCGCAGGUGCAGAAGUUUUGUUUAAAGCCUUUUCUGAGCAGCCGCAAAACGUCAUUUUCACAAGAACUGGUGAAGGGUUUGGUGAAUAUAUGUCUGAAUAUGUUUUAGGACAAAUAAUUUCUAGGGAACAUUUUUUCCCGAAAAUGUUAGAAUCUCAAAGAGCAAAGAGAUGGGAGAGAACAUGGUAUGUCCAGAAGCGCUCGUUAUCGAUGUUGACUAUUGGAUUGUUGGGUACUGGUGUGAUUGGAUCAAAAAUCGCAGAAGUUUGCAAAGCAUUUGGCAUGAUGGUUUGGGGAUUGUCAAGAACUAAAAAGGAGGCAUCAAUUCCACAUUUUGACGUUCUUAUGGAGAAGAGCGAAAUCUCGAAGUUCCUUGCAGGCUGUGACUAUGUUUGCAGUGUUCUACCAAGCACAACAGAUACCAUAGGGAUGUUGUCUGGGAAUAUUCUACAAGCCUGCCAAGAGAAGAAAUCUGUGUUCAUUAAUAUAGGAAGGGGUGAUGUCAUUGAUGAAUCGUCUUUAUUGAACGCUUUGAACAAUGGUUGGAUAGGAGGAGCCAUCAUGGAUACCACCGACAGAGAGCCACUUCCUCCCGAGAGUGAAUUGUGGUCACAUCCAAACAUAGUAAUAACUCCCCAUAUAUCGGGACCUUGUUCGACAGACGUGAUUGCCAAAGUAUUUGUUUCAAAUUACAACAAGUAUAUCAAUGGGGAGCCAUUGGAUUACCUUCUGGACUUUGAGCGCGGAUAUUAGACAAUUAAACGGCCGCUUUAUAUAAUUGUAGACUUGACAAAAGCAAGGUUCGAAACACAACGACGCAGCAUGAAUAAAUUGAUAUAUCUGAACAAUUAACAAUGAAGCAAUACAUUCAAAAUUUGGAAAAGUGACACAGAAUUGAUUAAUAAAUGACACAAUGUACCAUUAUGAUAUAAUGAUUUAUUUUUAAUGCAGUAAUAUAUGAAUAUUAAUGACAUAAUAAAAAAAAAUAAGCAGUUUGAAUUUGUUGGAAC